AUGCUGGUUUCCAGCCUUUGUGUCAAUUACACCCUCAUGGCGCCCUCAAACAUCAUCAAGAGAGUCGAAGCGGCGCGGCUGCCGAAAGAUCCCAAUCUAAGUCCGAUUUCUGAAGUACGCGUCAAGUGGCAGCUACCAAACAUGGGUGUUGAUGAAUUACGCAAGAAGGUGCUGGAUUGCGAGCGCAAGGGAAAGGAGAAAGAAUGGUUGAUUGGUAUUCUUAUGGGCAAAGAGGUUGCUCUGAAAGUGACUGAUGGGGAAACGGGCGUUGGGGUGCUACCAGAAGGCUUAGUGAAGGAGGAGAACGUUGAGUUGAUUGGGGUCAAGAACAGGGUUGAUAUCGUAAUCAGUCAUGAGCCUGAAACAGGGAGGAAGGAGAGUAGUGUUAGCGUUACGGGAACGAAGAGGGCGAGUAGCAGGGUGAGCGAGGGAGAAGAUAUGACGAAGAGAGCGAAGACUACGGCGUGA
Alternaria atra is the source of this 468-nucleotide messenger RNA. RefSeq lists its product as uncharacterized. NCBI's taxonomy places the organism in Eukaryota, Fungi, Ascomycota, Dothideomycetes, Pleosporales, Pleosporaceae. The transcript has a single exon. The record is from RefSeq and is a predicted model, not a curated record. Bases 1 to 468 code for a protein of 155 amino acids.